Polistes canadensis is the source of this 4101-nucleotide messenger RNA. RefSeq names its product serine-rich adhesin for platelets (gene BtbVII). Bases 627 to 3074 code for a protein of 815 amino acids. NCBI's taxonomy places the organism in Eukaryota, Metazoa, Arthropoda, Insecta, Hymenoptera, Vespidae. Gene Ontology annotation, molecular function: DNA binding; protein binding. Gene Ontology annotation, cellular component: nucleus. Gene Ontology annotation, biological process: regulation of transcription by RNA polymerase II. The record is from RefSeq and is a predicted model, not a curated record. The transcript is spliced from 7 exons.
UGACAGAUCCUCACUAGGUGUCGCUUUUAUCUGACCGCUAUAUUGAUCAAGUUAGAUUUUAUAAGGACGCACGUUGAUAAGAUCUUUCGUAUUUGCUAGUUUCGCGAAAAGUUUUAAGCUAUUGUAACAUUUGUUGUGACAGAUUUUGGCAAUAAAUACAUCCAUUUUGUCAGCGUCGUAAUUGUUCGCCUAUGACGUCAUUUGUGCAUUACACAAGCGUCAUCGCUUAGUCUGUUUUGUGGAAAAUUUUAUAGGAUUCGUGGUUUGUGGAGUACAAUUGACCGCUCGCUCAUCUCUCUCUCUCUCUCUCUUUCUCCCACUCUAUAUAUAUUAUAAUAUUUGUUUUAUUUUGUUUUGUUUUGUUUUCUUUCCUUUUAAAACAUAGACGCAGGUGCUAUCGAAGUAGUUUCCUACCGUGCGCUUAUUAUUUUUUCUCCAACACUGUGAAAGUUACGCGACAGUGUUUUCACUCCCGAUCAACUCACUUUCGGUCUUGGAACGAAGUAACACACGUAGUGUUAUUUAUCUCCCAUCAUACAUCAUUGCAUCAAAUCUGUAUUUAUUAUGGAGCUACAGUAACAUAUCCUCUUGAAAUAUUGAUAAAGGUGCUAUAAGUUGAUAUCAAGAUGUCCAUGCAACAGUUUUGUUUGCGAUGGAACAAUCAUCAACCAAAUUUCAUUUCUGUAUUUUCAAAUUUAUUAAGUAGUGAAACAUUAGUUGAUGUUACACUAGCUGCAGAAGGCAGACAUCUUCAAGCGCAUAAAGUUGUACUGUCAGCAUGUAGUACAUACUUCCAAUCGUUAUUCACAGUUAAUCCAUGUCAACAUCCGAUCGUUAUACUCAAAGAUGUUAAAUUUUCCGAUCUCAAAAUCAUGGUAGAUUUUAUGUACUAUGGAGAAGUUAACAUUUCUCAAGAUCAAUUACCAUCGAUUAUUAAAACAGCAGAAAGUUUGAAGAUAAAAGGUCUUGCUGAAAUGCAUACAGCUUCGUUAACUAAAUGGCCAAGUAGUAGUAGUGAACAAGGAGCUGUAGAUCGUGGAGAAUCUUGUUCUCCUAGUCCAUCUCCUCUUUCUCCAUCGUUCAGACGAAAAAGAUUAAGAAAAACGUCAACAGGAUCCACAUCUGGAUCCGGAGAUAAAACAGAAGAAAUUAAUGAGAUUACAUUGGUCGCUACUAACAUAGUUAAACCCGAACCAUUGAUUGUAUCGCAAGAAAGCGGUGAAAAUGUAAGGCGACCAGUGAAUACCAGCACAGAAUCGCAAGGAAGUAUCGAUGAGGAUCAAAUAUCAAUAAUGAGUAAUAUGGAAAAUAGUUCUACUACGAUGCCAGCACAAAAUGAUGGUACAAUACAAAAUGUGAAUCAACAAUCGAGCGGAAAUGUAGCACAAAGUUCUGUUUCUUCUCAACCACCAGCACAUCAAGGAUUACAAUGGACUAUUAUGGAGCACACAUAUCCACGUUUCGCUCUGUCCUCGUGUCAAACGAAUCUGUCGAUCCAAGCGUCAUCAGCGUUUACAACGCCUGAAAUAACAACUUCUUCGACGAUCAGCGAUCAGUACUCUGGUACCAGCACCACUGGUUCCAGUUGUGCCCUGACGAAUUAUCCAAACUCAUCGUCGCACGGGACCUCGUCGUUACAGCAUACAUCAUCCUCCUCGUCGAGUGGUGGUGGUGGUGGUGGUGGAGGUGGUGGAGGCGGCGGUGGCGGUGGCGGCGGCGGCGGAGGAGGAGGGGGCCCACCCCCCUCGUCAACACAGUGUCCGAGUAAUUGCCAGAGUCCCUGCGCCAGUCCGCAAACUGCUAUUAAAAGGAAAAGAUCGACAAAUCCACAAGCUGAUGAGAACUUUAUUAGAGCUCUCGAUGCUGUGCGAUACGGUGGUAUAGGGUUUUGCAAAGCUGCCAGAAUGUUCGGUGUAAACAAUCGAACACUUUGGCUUGAAUACAAGAAACGUGGUUAUCCCAAUAAUCGUCCUAGCUUAAAGUCAAGAGUGAAACAAGAAGUUAAUUCCUCACCACCGCCUGCACAAUCAGCCCAACCUGUUAAUUCGCAAAGUCCAACCCCCAUGGGGCCACCAUCGACUCCGCACAGUACACACAAUACUCAUAGCACUCAUACUAUGUUAACCACUCAUAGUCCUCAUACCAUGUUAAGCGGUUACAUUGAUAGCAGGCAUACGGACUAUGCAUUACCAAUUCUUCAAUACAAAAUGGGUGGUUCGAAGAGAGGUCGUCUAUUGAUGCGUCAGCCAAGAGUGAAGAAGGAACCAUCCCAUUUGUCUCCGGACAACGACCCAAAUUCACCCCACAUCGUUUCCUCGUCCAUUCAUUUGACGGCACAAACAUUGAACGUACCACCUCAGACGUCGCCUCGUACCUGGGAAGAAACUAGGAGUUCAUCGCCACCUUCUAUAUUGGUCACACAAUCAAAUCUUUUAACAGUAACAACGCCAACUAAUUUGUUGAGCGUACCUCAGCCGUCCUAUUUGACGAAACAACAUUCUCAUCCACUUUUGUCCAGUCAACAGUCAAGUACCAGUAGCAAUUACUUGAUACAAAGGCAAUAUUCAAAUCCUGAAUUUCCUGGUAGGACUACGAGUCCUUCGAUAGUAGUUGAACCAGCACCGGUCAUUAAAACCGAAGAGGAUAUUACUGAUGUAAAUAUUUACGAGGAACCUAUUUUGGCUAUAACUAAUGCUGGAAGUAGCAGCAGUAGUAGUAGUAGUAAUAUUGCCAGUGGUAAUAAUACUCAAUCAGCAGGUGGAUUAAAAGUCAAAACGACUGAACUUAGGCGAAGUUCUUCUUCGCCUCAGACAACUAGCAGAGAAUCCAGAGAAGGUACAGGUGAUCAACGAUUAGCUCAUUGUCCAGUAUUACGUCCUGGUCCAGCUUUAGGUUGUAAUCAUUGUUGGAACACCAUGGAUGCUCAUAGAAGAAUCUUACGAAGAAAAACCAAGUACCAUUGUCCAGAAUGUCAAAUUAAUUUAUGUAUCGUACCUUGUUUCCAGGAAUAUCACGAGCAACGUCGCGAAUUAAUAUCGAAAUUGAAACCCUUACCAAAAACUAGUUCCGUUUAAUUAACAUCUUACUAAUUAUUAUUCUUUCUUUUCCCACCCCUCCCCCUGCCCCUGCCCCAACCCCUCCGCCCCUCUUAUUUUUUUCUUUUAUUUAUUUUAUUGUCGUAGGAGAGAUAAACUCGGCUGAUUUAUUACCACACGUAUAUUAUAUGUAUGUAUGUAUGUAUGUAUGUAUGUAUGUAUGUAUGUAUGUAUGUAUGUAUGUGUAAGCGUACGCUUUAAAUGUAUAAUGAAAUAUCGCGUCGAAUCGAGAUAAAAAGUUUGUAGAAAAAAUUUCAUUUUCAUAAUUGAUAAGAAGCAUUUUCAUUUUUUUUUUUUUCUUUCUACGAUGUGAAAUAAUAAUAGUAAUAAUUAUUAUUAUUAUUCGGAAUCAACGUUUAAUUGAAAUCAAAAACAAGAAAUGAUAAUAAUGAUAUGUUUUCGUUGAACGAGAAACUAGUCAUUUUUUUCUUCUAAAACAAGUUUCGAACAUCGAUCACGUUCAUAUUAAAUUGUCGUGUGCAUAUUUUUUUUUGUGUUUUUUUUUUUUUUUUUACAUAUUUUUUAAAUCAACGUAAAAAUGUUUUUCUCUCCCCUUUAUAAUAUUUUAUUUUUCUUUUUAAUUUUUUCUUUUUGGCGAACGACAUGUUAACUUUGAUAUAUGUUUCGAAAAUUACACACACACAUAAUCCCAGUUAGGUAUACAUAUAUUCUCAUCAUUGAAUAAUUUAUGAUUAAGAAAAUACAUUCAUGCCAAGCAAAAUUGUUAUUUAAAUAAUGUUCCUACGUAUUAUAACCAUUUUAAGUAGUAAAAAAACGUAGAGAAAAAUUUGAAAUUAUUCAUGCGUAAAAUAACGAUUACAAUCGUGAUUACAACUAUUAUUACUACUACAACUACUAUUACGUAUACGUGACAUUUUUCGUCGUUCUCCAAAUAGUACAAGUCAUUUGUUGUAUUACACGAUAUAGUAUUACAUAUAAUAUAAUAUAAUGAAAUUUUCACAUUAUUGUUGUUACAUCGUUUCUGUACAAGAAACAAAAAAAAAAA